AUGAUUCUACCUGGAAGAGACGAGAUCACACGUUCCGAAUCUGAGCACGGAGCAGCAGCCGCAGAAGACGACGAUUAUGCUGGCGCUGGACCUGCCGGCCCCCUGGACGACGACACCCAGGAGGACGGUGGCGGCCACCGUCACGAGCCCGAGCAACAGCAGGAGGAGCCGGCCCACCCGGCCGCGGAGGGGCCACAGCCCAGAGAGCGGGGGCAGCGGCGCUACCGCACCGCCUUCACCCUGUUGCAGCUGCAUGAGCUGGAGAACGUUUUCCAACACACUCAAUACCCCGACGUGUUCGCGCGAGAGGAAAUUGCAAGACGCCUGGAUUUGACUGAAGCCAGAGUGCAGGUUUGGUUUCAGAACAGAAGGGCCAAGUGGAGGAGAUAUCAGAGGGCUCUAAUGUUCAGAAGUAUACCUCCCGUCGCCCUGGUCCCCCCUGUGGGGGUCAUGUUGAAUGGGCCCUAUAAUGCCAUCCCUGUUCUGGAGCCUGCUUGGAGAUAUGUUCCUCUGGUUCCACAGCCAGUUGGACGACCUAUGCCGCCUGGGCCACCGUGCCACCUGGGAUUCCUAUGCCAGCCAUGCAGCCUGUGCCUACCUUUGGCCUGGCCCAUGUAG
Messenger RNA from Trichechus manatus latirostris (Florida manatee), 618 nucleotides. It is a transcript of the gene ESX1, whose product is annotated as ESX homeobox 1. The record is from RefSeq and is a predicted model, not a curated record. Lineage: Eukaryota; Metazoa; Chordata; Mammalia; Sirenia; Trichechidae. The transcript is spliced from 3 exons. The coding region runs from base 1 to 618 and encodes 205 amino acids. Gene Ontology annotation, biological process: regulation of transcription by RNA polymerase II. Gene Ontology annotation, molecular function: DNA-binding transcription factor activity, RNA polymerase II-specific; RNA polymerase II transcription regulatory region sequence-specific DNA binding.